AUGUCUCUCAAUUUACUUGUUGAGUUUGCCCUACACUUCACGUCUUUUCGAAACAUUGACCUGCUGCAGCAGGGCAUCUAUCACGUCAAAGCCCAGCUCAGUCUCGACCCCCGCUCCAGCCUGCUUCUGCCUGUCGAAGGCCGCCCCUCCCCCCCAGCGUGCGGCGACGAUGUUCCCCCUCAGGGGGGCGAGGGUGGCGCUUCGUCGGUGCUUUCGGAAGAGGCUGGAGGGGGGACGACUUCCUCAUGGCGAAAAGGAGCCGCGGCUGGUGAGGCAGCAAGAAACGGUCAGCUAGACGGGGGAGGCGGCGGCGGGGUCGGGGGGGGGACAAGCGGCGCCAGCUUCGGGGGCGCCAGCGGCGCGCAGGUCCACAGCGUUGCAAGCGGCUCGGGAAGCGGCGUCUACCUGAGGCGCUUGCUCAGCCGGCGCAGCGGCUGGGCGCUGGCCGCAGUCCCGUACUCUUUCUUCUCGUCGCCGCUCCAGCAAGAUGAAGGCGCCCCCGCCGCUGGCGGAGUGGCGGUGCGGGAGACUGCGGCUGGCGGGAAUGCGAGAGGCGGCCUUCCAGGUGGGCAGACAGACGGCGAGAAGAAAAGAAGUGUCGAGCAGCAGCAACACUGGGCGUACGAUAACGGGGGAGACUCCAGAACUUCGAGGAACAGGGUCGCCACAGAUGCGAACGAAGCAGUGCUUCUUCAUCUGCAGGAAGAUCAGCAGGAGCAUGUCGGCACGGCACGAAACACGCUCAGCUCCUUAACACGAGGCAUCCAGCAGCACAAGCGGCGUGGGGGAGGAGCGGAGAACCGGAACAGCCACGCGCUAGUCCCGCCCAAGAUUGACGAGAGGGACAACUCCUUCUGCACUCGAGGCUUCCUCAUCCGCUACUGCGAUGAACAGGUGGCGCUCUCUGAAACGGUAUGCUUUCGUGUGGAAGUGCCUUUUUCGUCGCCAGAAGCUCUCACAAAUCUCUUUGCCGUUCUCCAGCUGGGGCUCUACUUCGCCCCUUACCUGCCGCAGUCGGCGUCUCUCGGCUCCUCUGCGCGGGUCGAGCGUUCUGCGGCAAAUGACGCAAACUCCCGUGGGAGUAAGGGAGAGCAGCAUGGAGACUCUGGCGGGCGGGCUACUGGGGCUUGCGGCCAGGAGAAGGGAGACAGCUCAGGGGGCGUUCCUGCAUCGAGUGAAGCGUCCUCCGCAGCGGCGCGCAAGCCGUCUUCAGGGACGCGAACCCGGGAAGAGAGAAGUGGGCGCGAAUCGACCACGAAGGCUUCGGCGUCGCGGUCUCCAUCUGCUGGGGUCGGCUCCAGACAGGGACGCAGCGGGGAGAGAGGGGACGCAGACGACGAUACUGAAGGAGCUCGAGAAGGGCGCGACGAGACAGGAGCUACAUGUCUCGCCGUCAAACUGAUGCUCAUCAGCAACUUCUUGACCGGCAUCCAGACAUUCGUUCCGGUCAUUUUUGAUGAAAGCCAGUUUGCAUUGAUGCACAUGCUUGUGGUCGCCUCUGUCGUCGAUAUUCGCCUUCGUCUGCGGCCUGCGCUUCCGCUCUCGCCGUUUCCGCUGCCCGUUCCCCGGUACCUGCGGGAGCAUCGGCGGGCUGCGCUGCGUCAGCAGCACCGCUUGCUUCAGCAGUAUCUCUCUCAGAGGGGGCCCUCCGACGGCCGCACUGACGAAGCAGCUCCCGCAUCUCGUCGAGGGUCUUUGAAGGCGGGGCUUCGUCAGCCGCAUGCCCGCGGCGGCGCCGAAGCCGGUCGUCGCUUUCCUCGCCGUCGCGGAGCCGGCGGCAAGCUACGGGCGAAGCACCGCGGGGGACUGGACAGCGCGAGUCUCGCCGCCAGGGGACAGGGUCGCGGAUGGGGAGGGGAGGACGACGACUUCACUGACGAGGCCUGGUCGGAUUCCGCAGACGAAGAAGACGAUUCAAAGGGCGGGCAGAGCAACGGAUACUCGGGGCGAGGCGGCAACGCAGGGGCCAGCGCCGGUCAAGGGGCGAGGCCGGGGAGGGGCGCCACCGAGUUGCCAGAAGAGCCGCAGGAGCACCUGCUGUUGACCUUAGAGCCCUCUCUUCCAGCCUUCCUCGUGGGAGCAGGCACUGCUUUCGCCCAGGCUGGCGGUGCGGCGUUCUCUAAGGACUCUGCGCGCCAGAGCGCGCGUCAGUGGGCUUUGGUGGAGGACGCGAGUGAAGCCACAGCAGCCGCUGCCGCGGCGGCGGGAGCGGCUCGCGGAUGGCUGUGUGAAAAUCGAAGCGAGGGGCGCGGAUCGCAGCGCCUCAUAAACCGAGCGGCGCAAAGUGAGGAAUGUCCUUUCGACGAGGAGAACUUGCUCGGCUGCGCCGCUGCACUCCAUGCGGCCUCGCUUCAGCUGUUGAUUGAGGUUUACGUGAACCUGGCUACGGCGGCUGCAAAGCUGUUCACCCGUUGCCUCCUGCCGGAGCGAAGGCACCACGUGUUUCCUCUGCAGCAGAUCGACAACCUGGUCCUUCCCGGCGGGGGAGUCUUGGAAGCCACAGGCGCCUCCUUCCACGAUCCAACCGACGGCCUGGGUGACCACAAAGAACGGCCGCCUGAAGCGCGCGGAGGGCCUCAACCCGCGUCGCCGACUCGAGACGCGGGAUUGCAAAACAGCUUCAUGCGUCUCCUGAUAAAUCGGGGUCGCUCGAGUCGCCGCGGGCCGUCCCCCGCGCCGGCUGGCGAGACGCGCGGCCUCACCAGCGGUGGAUUCUGCGGCAGCGCGCACUCGCGUACCACGCGAGGGGACGAGGGAUUCGGUAGCCCGCUUGGCUUGCUGCAGGAAGGCGAGAUCAUGAAGGGUUCUGGCGCCGACGGCGCGGCAGGUGUCGAGAGCGGGCGGGCGAACUGCGGCGACGGUCGGCUACAGAAUCACGGAGACGAGAAGUCAGUUGAGGUGAAGGUGCUGCGUCUGGAGCAGCGCCUCACCUGCAUCACCCCUGACGCUCUGUGCAGCGUGAUUGCAUCGGAUGUUCACGUUAUCGCAAGGCAGCUGUUCACGCUGUGGAGCCGGCUGCUCGCCGCGAUUCCCAUCAUCAGCCGUGAAAUGGAGCUGCUCCUGCGCGUGAACUGGGAGCACCAGUACGUCUCUCGACUCUCAGCAUUCGUCCUGCAGCACGUCGUCCCCCUGCGCGCCACAGACCGGCUCUACUUCCCUCCGCCUGCAGUGGCAGACCUGCCUGAAGCGACCACCGCAGGCAUGUCUCCUUCUGCCCUCAUCCCUCCCGCAGCCGCCGCUUCAGCCGCUGCGGCGACUGCCGCAGCUGCUCUAGCACGCCGCGGCUGCUUGGAGGACGAGGGAGAAUUCGGUGACGAGCCUGGAAAGCGACACCAGCAGGGGGCGGUGGCCGCUGCGCUGUGCGCCAGCGAGGAGGCGAUGUCUGAUUUCGCAGACGAUUGGCGCAUCGUCGUUGGCAAAAUCAACCAGAGGCCGAUGGACGUCCACGACUGUCGCCUGCUUGUCGGCUGCGACCGGCACCCAGUGGUGUUCGAGCAACGAUAUCGAAAGUGCGCCUUCUCUAUCAGUCCCCCUCCGAUACCGCCCUGUCUUCCGCUGCGGCCGCCGUCGUCUUCUCUCAGUCUAGCAUGCGCGCCGCCGAGUUCCAAAGGAAUUCACCUCUUCGUGCUCGUCCACGGGUUCCAAGGCAGCAGCCACGAUAUGAGGCUUCUUCGGAACAAUAUCGCGGCUUUCUACCCCGCCGCGGCGUUCCUUUGCUCGUCGGCGAAUCAGGAGCACACCGAAGGAGAUAUCGAGGUCAUGGGCAAGCGCCUAGCCGAUGAGGUUCACGCACACAUUCAGGACUCCUUUCCUCUGGAGGGCCUCGCCAAGCUCUCGUUUAUCGGGCACUCUCUGGGAGGAGUCAUCAUUCGGGCAGCGCUGCCGCAUCUGGUGCGGCCAUACGGCAGCCACUUUUUCUUGUACCUCUCACUCUCAUCGCCGCAUUUUGGGUUCGUCAAGAGCAAAAGCCGACUUGUCAGCAUAGGCGUCUGGCUGCUCAAAAAAUGGCGAAAAAGUCUCUGUCUCCAGCAACUGACGCUCAGCGAUGCGAAGGACUACGCUUCCACGUUCUUGUACCGCCUGAGUCGGCGACCAGGACUAAACGAGUUUCGGCAUAUUUGCCUGGUCGCCUCAUCACAGGACACCUACGCCCCGUUACAGUCUGCAGCGAUUUUACUACAGCAGCCGCGGGCUCACUCCCACGCGUCCUCCAUGCCGGCUGUUGGCCACGGCACCUCAGGUUUCCAAGGCUCGACUGUCCCUCCGCAUCCCGAUGGACUACCGCGGGCACCGGGUGAGAACAGGGCAGCCUCUUCGCGUGGAGCGGCGCUUCUCCGCGCAGACUGCGUGCCCUACGAAGGCGACAGAGGAGACCAGGAGUUCGAAAGCGGGGACAAUCCACGUCGACGGCAUCCGUCGGCGACGAUAAACACCUCUGCAUCUGGGCAAGCAUUCGACCAAGAAACGAGAAGGUCCUUUGGAGGCACGCUGGCUACCGAAUGCCGAGACCCUGUAAGGGCCGACGAGGACACGGAACAACCUACCCGACAAAGUCAUGUUGUGGAGCUGAUGGGACGCAAUUUGCUGGGUAACGUCAGUCCGGAGAAGAUCUUACGGCUAAACGUCAACUUCAAAAUCUCCGAAAAGAAUUUCGAUAGCUUCAUUGGAAGGGCCGCGCAUAUUCUUUUCCUGGAGAAUCAGGCGUUCAUGCGAACUCUUCUGUUGAGUCACCCGUAUUUGUUCAAAUGA
Molecule: messenger RNA, 4749 nt
Organism: Besnoitia besnoiti
Lineage: Eukaryota; Apicomplexa; Conoidasida; Eucoccidiorida; Sarcocystidae
Product: serine esterase (DUF676) protein
Exons: 13
Coding region: 1-4749 (1582 amino acids)
Source: RefSeq, a predicted model, not a curated record